AUGAAUGAGUAUCAAGAAUUAGAUCAGAGUGAUAACGAAGAGAUAGAUGAUUUGAUUCCUAAAGUUUAUCUCACAUAUAGACGUCGAUGGUUUUAUCUAUUUGUUGUUUGUUUAGCUCAAAUAUCGAAUGCAUUAAUUUGGAUUAAUUUUUCACCUAUUGCAAAUUUGGGUGUAGAAUAUUAUAAAGUUAGUUAUGAUGCCAUUAAUUGGCUUAGCUUGAUGUAUAUGAUUGUAGCAAUACCAUUUACAUUGCCAUCAACAUGGCUAAUCGAUAAACUUGGUGUUCGUGUUGGGAUGUAUAUUGGCGUUUGGAUGAAUGCGAUUGGAAGUGUUAUUCGAUGCUUCAGUGUAUUGGCAUCAAUUAGUACACAAGGACGAUUUGUGAUACUGAUGUUUGGACAAUUUAUUUGUGCUUUGGCACAAACAUUUAUUUUAUUUAUUCCAACAAAAUUUUCUUUUGUAUGGUUUUCUGAAAAACAACGCUCAUUAGCUAAUGCAAUUGCUAUUGGAAGCAAUUUCUUUGGUAUUCUUCUUGGUAGUAUUCUUUCACCCAUUAUUGUACCUGACACAAGCAAAAUUCCAUUAUUGUUGUACUUAAGUGUCAUACCGGCUCUAUUAGCUGGUAUACUUUCACUUGGGAUACGAUCAGCAGAACCACCUACACAAUCUUGUAAAGCAGUAGUUCAUAUACCGCAGCCAUUUCUAUUAUCUUUAAAAAGACUCUAUCGAUCAAAAUCUUAUGUUGUUUUAUUUAUUGGUUGUGGCAUUGCAAUUGGAUGUUUUAAUGCACUUUCAACAUUAGUUGAGCAAAUGAUGUGUCCAUUUGGCUAUGAUAAUGUAACGGUUGGAAUUUGUUUAGGAUUUUUUAUUGGAGCAGGAAGUUUAGGCUCAUUGGUAUUUGGUUAUUUUGCUGAUAGAACUGGAAAAUUAGAAGAGAUUUCGAAAAUAUUGUAUACAGCAAGUUCGGUGGCCUAUAUUCUUAUUGUACUGUUUAUUAUCAAUCGAGUACCGAGAUAUUUCAUUUAUUUUGCAUUUGCUUUUGUUGGUUUUGUAUCCUUACCGUUAUCGCCUAUAUCAAUGGACUUAUGUCUUGAAUGUGUUUAUCCUAUACCGGAAGCAACUGCCAUUGGAAUUAAUGUCAUGGCUAGUCAAAUAAUUGGAAUUUUAAUGGUGGUGAUUUUUCCAAAAUUCGGCCGUCCACUGAAUGAAUAUGAAACGGCAAUUGAAACAUGUUCAAGAGAUACGAAAGAUAAAAUAGUAGCAUUAAAUUAUUCAAUUCCUCUUUAUAUCAUGGCAUUUAUUAUGGUUUUGAUGGAUCGAUUGCCAUAUGAACUUCUUUUUUCAAUAGCUACUCAUCUUGAUUCACCAAAAGAUUUAUGUUCGUUGUCUCGAGUUUCGUCUGUGUUUUUGUCUGUAUCACGUGAUGAUCGCAUAUGGAAACGUCUAUGCUACCGAUUGUACAAUGUAAACCCGCCGCUAGAUGAACUCAAACAAAAUUUCUACAAUUUAUUUACCAAAAUUCUUGCACCAUAUGGUCGAUAUCUUGGCUAUUGGAAAUCAAAUGAGAUGUAUUAUGGUGGUCUUAUUCAUGUGCAGUUGAAUAUAUCCGAGGAAACUAUUAUUGGCGAAAAAUUAAACGUAGUCAAUGUUUCUGAUGGUAUAGCUCAAAUGUUUUUUGCCGAUGAAGAUGAUAGUGAUGACGAUGGCGAUGCUGACGAAGAAGCCAAUGAAUCUUUUUUUAAAUCUAUGUAUCAAAAAACGAAAUUAUUUACUAUUGAUAGUACAUCUAAUCAAAUAUUGUGCCAUCAAUGCGACACAGUUCAUAAUGAACUACCAUGGAUAAAAACAUUUGAUUCAAAUCAACAAUACUUUGGUUUAUCACACGAAGCAUUGUCUGUUAACGAACGAUCAUUGUUAGUUUCGCAUGAUCACAAUUUUAUGGAGGGUCCCGAAGGACGUGAUAUCUAUUUUUCAAGAAAUUGUUUAGAUGGCUCUACUGUUUAUCAUCCUCUUUCAAUUCCUCGGCCAAGCACCACAAAUGCCGAUCAUCCAUUAUCACGUUUUAACGGACUUUGGAUAGGAUCGUAUGGUGGUCAUGGUCUAGAAUUAAUUCAUGUUGAACUUUGUCAUGAUUUCAUUUGUCCGGCAACUGUCGAUGGGAGAUCGAAAGAUGUAGAAAUUAUUUCAAAUGCUUUAGUCGGUAGAAAAAUCUCCGGCGAUCCUAAUGUACCACAUAGUCAAAUAUCCUUUGUUGCUACACAUCCUAUUGAAGUUGUUGAUCAGAAUUCCCCAACAUCUUAUGAAGGCAUUGGACAAAUUGCACAUACAGGCUAUGUUGAUGCACAAUUUAUUCGUUCAAAAAUACUUCCCAUAUCAAACGAUGUACUUCAAGUUACUUGGUAUGCUUUACAUCAUACAUCAUUCUUUAAACGAUGUUCAUUUUAA
Rotaria socialis is the source of this 2445-nucleotide messenger RNA. The record is from the annotation of a GenBank genome assembly. Lineage: Eukaryota; Metazoa; Rotifera; Eurotatoria; Philodinida; Philodinidae.